AUGCGGAGCCUUGAACCCUUUUGCGGGGAUGUUGCCUGCCGAGUUUUCUGCAUCCUCCUGGUGAAAGAGCCGCACUUCUGGCUGAAGAGCUGCAGCCGUGAGCUGCGGAACUUCUUCGAGAUCCGACCAUUCGAGGGUCCUCAGCGUCGCGAGAUGCCAGCGCAGCAAUUGUCGCAGCUCCUAGGAAGUUUGGAGCACGACUGCGUGACGUACGAGAAUGCGCUGCAGCUGUGGAAUGACACUGUACGCUCCUACAUGGAUGAUGGUGUAUAUCCUGCUGACCAGGCGGUGAUUGUACGGUGCGAGGACUUUCUCUUCAGCUUUCAUGAGGUCAUGACAACCUUGGGCCAGUUGGGCCAGCUGGAGGAGUUGAGUGCGUCUGUGCCAGAGCCCAUCGAGGAGCGUGCGAAAGGACACAAAGAAUGCCGCACUCGGGGGGAGGCCCUCGACUUUUACGGCAAUCCGAAGAACCUGAAGGCGCGAGAAGAGCAGUCGAUGCAUCUUUGUUUGUUUUGUGUGAGUGUGCAUGUGCGUGUUCACAGCUUCUUUUCCACUAUUGCAAUAAGGAGGCAUAUAGAAAACUAUUGUAUUGCACAGGAUUCCCGGGCCAGGACUGCGCACCAAAAAAGCCGAGCCCCCUCAAGACCCCACCAGACGUCAAAAAAAAAACCAGCAAGUUCGGUCGCAUGCAGUCUUGACUCAUGGCUACAGUAG
Symbiodinium pilosum is the source of this 714-nucleotide messenger RNA. The record is from the annotation of a GenBank genome assembly. Lineage: Eukaryota; Dinophyceae; Suessiales; Symbiodiniaceae.